AGUCGGACACCUUUUGUUUUAACUUCAAAGCAGUGCGACUCAACAGUGAGUGCAACUUUCAAAUGAAAUAUGCACAAUAUAUCGAUUUUCAAAGAUUAUCAACUUAUGUGAAUUAAAAGAAAUAAGACAUCGAUGAGGUAACUCUGUACCGAAGAUUUACCAUGCAGCUUUUCGAAUUUUGAAUUCACGAAUCAAGUCUAGGAUACAAUUUUCGAUUCAAAGUUGCCCGGAGCAAUUGGUAGGUUGUAUACAAACAAUUCGUAGUCAUCGUGUUGAUGACGCAACAACUGCAAAAAUGGCGACAUUGAAGCACGACAUUGAACUACCUAGUAAAAUCCCAGAAUUAUUACUGGAGAAACAUGUCAAGUAUCUCAUCUCUUACGAAACUGAUAAAGACGAAUAUACCUACUGUAUGACGGAGCACAUGAGAAUGUCUGGCAUGUAUUGGGGCCUUACUGCGCUAGAUUUAAUGGGAAAGUUAGAACAAGCCGAUAAGCAACGAGUAUUAGAAUUUAUCGGCCAGUGUCAAAGUGACUGCGGUGGUAUCAGUGCCAGUGUGGAACACGAUCCGCAUUUACUUUAUACGCUCAGUGCUAUUCAGAUAUUGUGCAUUUACGAUGCACUGGAUGUAAUAGACGUUGAGAAAGUUGUGAAAUAUGUGAAAGAGAGGCAACAGCCGGAUGGAAGUUUCACCGGCGAUUAUUGGGGAGAGGUGGAUGUCAGAUUUUCAUUCUGCGCCGUUGCUACUUUGUCACUUCUGAAUCGCUUGGACGCGAUAGACGUCGAGAAGGCGGUGGAAUUCAUAUUAAAGUGUAUGAAUUUUGACGGAGCGUUUGGUUCGAAACCCGGAUCUGAGAGUCACGCAGGUUUAAUAUAUUGUUGCGUGGGACUGCUCUCGAUAACAGGACACCUGCAUCUGAUAGAUGCUGAUCGUUUAGGAUGGUGGUUAUGCGAGAGGCAACUGCCGUCCGGCGGUUUAAACGGCAGACCGGAAAAAUUGCCAGACGUGUGUUAUUCCUGGUGGGUUCUAUCGGCUUUGACGAUUUUGGGUCGCCUCCAUUGGAUAGAUAAGAAACGCCUAGUGAAUUACAUCUUGACUUGUCAAGACGUCGAAUCCGGCGGUUUCAGCGAUCGACCCGGAGACGUGGCCGAUCCUUUUCAUACCUUGUUCGGCCUCACCGCGUUGUCGUUGUUAGACAAGGACUACUCGUUGAAACCGAUCAAUCCCACUUAUUGUAUGCCCGAGUAUGUAAUCGAGCGUUUAGGUCUCAGGCCGUCGAGGCUCGACGCGUGAUUAUACACAUUACGUGUAGUGCAGGUUGUACAUUAUUUCUUACCUACGUUAAAUAUACGAUUGUAGAUUUU
Messenger RNA from Dinoponera quadriceps, 1365 nucleotides. It is a transcript of the gene betaggt-II, whose product is annotated as geranylgeranyl transferase type-2 subunit beta. Gene Ontology annotation, biological process: protein geranylgeranylation. The record is from RefSeq and is a predicted model, not a curated record. The transcript is spliced from 7 exons. NCBI's taxonomy places the organism in Eukaryota, Metazoa, Arthropoda, Insecta, Hymenoptera, Formicidae. Gene Ontology annotation, molecular function: Rab geranylgeranyltransferase activity. Bases 296 to 1294 code for a protein of 332 amino acids. Gene Ontology annotation, cellular component: Rab-protein geranylgeranyltransferase complex.